UUUGAACUAACAGGUUCACAGAAAUCGCCGUGAAGGCAGCCUAUUUCCUAAAUUAACUAAAUAUAGAUUAAAAUGAAUUUGCAGCGGUUGAAUAAACAUUUCUUACGAUUUGCUAACACAAUUCAGAAAUGCAGAUUUUCUACAACAGCGAUCCAAAACGUGAAGUUCUAUGAUGACGUCGACAGCGCAAUAAGCGAUAUUUCAGAUGGUUCAAAACUUCUUGUGGGUGGAUUUGGUUUAUGUGGAAUACCUGAAAAUUUAAUUGGAGGUCUGCUUCGUAAACGAGCAAAAAAUUUAACAGUGGUCAGCAAUAAUGCGGGGGUGGAUGAUUUUGGUUUGGGUUUGUUGUUACAAGAGAAACUUAUAAAAAGAAUGAUUUCUUCAUACGUUGGUGAAAAUGCUGAGUUCGAACGACAGUUUCUUAGUGGGGAACUUGAGGUUGAACUGACACCCCAAGGAACACUUGCAGAACGGAUUAGGGCAGCAGGCGCCGGUAUUCCAGCUUUCUACACACCUACUGCUUAUGGCACACUUAUACAUUUAGGUGGAGCACCCAUACAAUAUGCUUCUGGUGGUAGUAUUAAAGAAAAAAGCCCUACAAAAGAGUCAAAAACUUUUGACGGCCGUAACUUUGUGAUGGAAACAGCUAUUACUGGGGACUUUGCUUUAAUUAAAGCCUGGAAAGCUGACAGAUCUGGAAAUGUAAUUUUCAGGAAAACUGCAAUGAAUUUCAAUCCACCAAUGUGCAAGGCGGCAAAAACUACAAUAGUAGAAGUUGAAGAAAUUGUUGAAACUGGUGAAAUCCCCCCAGAUCAAGUACAUGUGCCUGGGGUUUAUGUUCAUAGGGUGAUAAAGGGGAAUAAAUAUGAAAAGAGAAUUGAGAGACUAACCCACUUUAAAGAGGCAAGCACUGCACCCAGUAGUCCCGCAGCUUUACUUAGGGAACGUAUUGUAAAGCGGGCAGCUCUUGAAUUUAAAGAUGGAAUGUACGCCAAUCUUGGUAUUGGUAUGCCAAUGCUUGCGAGUAACUAUAUCAAAUCAGGAAUGAACGUUACUUUACAAAGUGAAAAUGGAGUUCUUGGUCUGGGCCCCUUUCCUAGAGUAGGAGAAGAAGACCCAGACUUAAUCAAUGCUGGGAAGGAAACGGUCACCGUUGUGCCAGGAUCCUCCUAUUUCUCAAGUGAUGACAGUUUUGCAAUGAUCAGAGGAGGUCAUAUUGAUCUUACCAUGCUCGGGGCAAUGCAGGUUUCAAGAUUCGGGGAUCUCGCUAACUGGAUGAUACCGGGCAAAGUAGUGAAAGGAAUGGGUGGAGCAAUGGAUUUGGUUGGCAGUGCUGGUACCAAGGUAGUAGUUACCAUGGAACAUGUGGCCAAGGGUGGUAAACAUAAAAUAUUAGAUGAAUGCUCACUGCCUCUCACUGGAAAAUCAUGUGUGGAUAUGAUUAUCACAGAACUGUGUGUUUUUAAUGUGGACAAAGAUACUGGGCUCACUUUAGUUGAGAUCGCUGAUGGUGUAACAGUAGAAGAAGUUAAACAAUCUACUGGAUGUGAAUUUAAUGUGGAUGAUAACCUCCAAGUUAUGGCUCAGUAAUGCAAGUCAAUUUCUUCUAAUGUUUUGUGUUUGCAAGCAAUUUUUUUGUGGCAUCACUGGAAAUUUUACAGAAUCCUUUGGUCAUAAUUUUUGUAUAUAUGGUUCAAUAUUUGGGAUCACUGUGUACGUUUUAUCAACACUUGCCUACACAACAGAGUAAUUAUAACACCAUGCUUUUAUCCUGACUAGUUUUGACAGUGCCUUUGUAGUAAUCAUGUGUUGGAAUGCUUUUAUACAGUGACAGAUAAUAAAAACUGCUUGUUUGAAGUAGGUUGAACAAAGAUUUUCUGUUUUUUCUAACUUUCCAUGUUUAUUUACAUCUCUGUAGUGUUUCAAAUCAUGAAAUAAUUGUAUUUUCUCGCCAUCAAAAUACACACUAAUUUAUUGAAA
Molecule: messenger RNA, 1980 nt
Organism: Ciona intestinalis (vase tunicate)
Lineage: Eukaryota; Metazoa; Chordata; Ascidiacea; Phlebobranchia; Cionidae
Source: RefSeq, a predicted model, not a curated record